AUGGCGGCCAAAGAUGAAUACUACGAUUAUCUUUACAAAAUUGUCUUGAUAGGAGACAGUGGAGUCGGUAAAUCCAACAUGCUCUCUCGAUUUACGCGGGAUGAGUUUAACCUGGAGAGUAAAUCCACAAUUGGCGUUGAGUUUGCGACCAAAAGCGUGUACUUGGAUGAGGGCAAGGUCAUCAAGGCACAGAUAUGGGACACCGCGGGUCAAGAGAGGUACCGAGCUAUUACUUCCGCGUACUACAGGGGAGCUGUUGGAGCUCUACUUGUUUACGACAUCACCAAGCGUCAGUCGUUCGAGAACGUGGAAAGGUGGCUUAAAGAGCUACGUGACCAUGCGGAUCCCAAUAUCGUCAUUCUGCUUGUGGGCAACAAAAGUGAUCUGAAGCAUCUGCGUGCGGUUUCCGUUGAGGAGGCGACCAAGUUUGCAAACAGAGAGCACCUCGCUUUCAUUGAGACUUCCGCCUUGGACGCCACAAACGUUGAGCAAGCGUUCCACCAGAUUCUAGCGGAAAUCUAUCUUCUUCGGCAGAAGAAGCAAAUCGAGGAUAAUCCCCAGUCGACUGCUCAACCAGGACGAGGACAAAAAAUUCACGUGAGUUAA
This is a messenger RNA of Neospora caninum, 606 nucleotides long. RefSeq lists its product as uncharacterized. The record is from RefSeq and is a predicted model, not a curated record. Bases 1 to 606 code for a protein of 201 amino acids. The transcript is spliced from 6 exons. Gene Ontology annotation, molecular function: GTP binding; GTPase activity. Lineage: Eukaryota; Apicomplexa; Conoidasida; Eucoccidiorida; Sarcocystidae. Gene Ontology annotation, cellular component: endosome.